This is a messenger RNA of Zeugodacus cucurbitae (melon fly), 1127 nucleotides long. Its product is annotated as protein zerknuellt-like. Gene Ontology annotation, cellular component: nucleus. The transcript has a single exon. Gene Ontology annotation, molecular function: RNA polymerase II cis-regulatory region sequence-specific DNA binding; DNA-binding transcription factor activity, RNA polymerase II-specific. Bases 106 to 1065 code for a protein of 319 amino acids. Lineage: Eukaryota; Metazoa; Arthropoda; Insecta; Diptera; Tephritidae. Gene Ontology annotation, biological process: regulation of transcription by RNA polymerase II. The record is from RefSeq and is a predicted model, not a curated record.
GGUUAGGCUAAGACUACUGCUAUAAAAGCAAACAAAUCUUUCAGAGUUAGUUUAAAAGCGAUCUAGAUACCGUAGAGUAAACAUUACUUGAACUACAGCAGCGAAAUGACUUCAACAGUGCAACAAUUUCCAACAUAUACCAUGGACGGUGGAGUCUAUAAAAGUAUUGCAACAACUUACUACGAUGUUGCAAGUCAGGUGUCUUACCACACGAACAAUAACAAACAUACUAUAACUGCUAUGCAGCACCAAUCAUUGGAUAGCGAUCCUUACAAUCAAGUCAGCUCUUCAGAAGAACAGCCUUCAUCAUCCGCAACAGAGGGCAAGCAGAAACGUUCUCGCACCGCAUUCUCCAGAUCGCAAAUAUUGGAGUUGGAAUGUGAGUUCCAGAAGAACGUUUAUCUCUACCGUACACGCCGCAUAGAAAUCGCCAAACGUUUGCAGCUACGUGAACGCCAAGUAAAGAUAUGGUUCCAAAAUCGUCGGAUGAAGCAGAAGAAAGACUCGAAACGUUCAACUUUCCAUGAAAAACUCACCGUAAAAGAUUCACAGACUCUCAGCGAUCAAAUAGCCCAUAAAGGUAUAGUACAGCGACUCAUGUCAUACUCCAUUGAUCCCGCUGUGAGAAGACAACAAAACUUCAGAAGUGGACCUAGUAAUGUAAGCACCUUCAACUUAGCGAAAUCUACAACUGUGGCAAAGCCAGCACCACAAAAAGCAUACACCGAAAGUGUUACUGCUAUACCGCCUUCGAUACCAUCUCCUGAUCUUGGAGAAAUUCUACAACAGCUGAAUCAAAGUGUGGACGUGACACAGUCAACGUCCGCUGAAGAAGUCGUCACAAAACCAACGUUAACGACGAACGUUCAGGACCAAACUCGUGUUGACAUUUGUACAAGCGAAAGCAAGGGAGCAUCUUCGGAACCGAUGAGGGGCGAAAAUAUAUCAAAUAUAUCUGUUGCGUGGUCUUCAACAGCACAAUCCAUAUCUUCACCCAAACCUUCUAUGAAUCUAUCAUGGUGCGAACCAUUAAACUGGCUACUGGGAGAUAGUAAUGGAUAUUAAUUAUAUUUAAAAUUUAAAUACCAAAUAGCUUGAAUUAUUUAUUUUAAUUUUUUCUAUUAAUA